This is a messenger RNA of Cebus imitator (Panamanian white-faced capuchin), 8312 nucleotides long. It is a transcript of the gene NFAT5, whose product is annotated as nuclear factor of activated T cells 5. The transcript is spliced from 13 exons. Lineage: Eukaryota; Metazoa; Chordata; Mammalia; Primates; Cebidae. The record is from RefSeq and is a predicted model, not a curated record. Gene Ontology annotation, biological process: calcineurin-NFAT signaling cascade; cytokine production; regulation of transcription by RNA polymerase II. Gene Ontology annotation, molecular function: RNA polymerase II cis-regulatory region sequence-specific DNA binding; transcription factor binding; DNA-binding transcription factor activity, RNA polymerase II-specific. The coding region runs from base 350 to 4924 and encodes 1524 amino acids. Gene Ontology annotation, cellular component: transcription regulator complex.
GGGGGCGGGGCUCAGAUUCCUGUCAGCGGCGGCGGCGGUGGCGGCGACCGUCAGUUUUCGCUGAGGAGAAGCACGGAACGGACCCUUUGGCUCUCCCCCUUCCCCUUCCCCACCCUGAACCCCUCUCCUGGCCGCGGAGUAUCAGUCCCUGUUGAGUUCCCCCUCCACCUCGCCUCCUUUUCCUCGGUCCUUGGCCCGGUGGAAGUCACUACCCUCGAGGAGGAGGCAGUGGCAGCCGCCCUCGCCUCGCCGCCCCCGGUUCGGUGCCCGCGGUCCCGGAGAGGAGGUGCCGCCGCCACCGCCGCUCCCCCCCUCCCGCUGCCCUCGGGCCGGGCUGGGUCGAGCUGCGAUGCCCUCGGACUUCAUCUCAUUGCUCAGCGCGGACCUAGACCUGGAAUCGCCCAAGUCCCUGUACUCGCGAGAAUCUGUCUAUGAUCUUCUCCCAAAGGAGUUACAAUUACCUCCAUCUAGAGAAACAUCUGUAGCAUCAAUGAGUCAGACAAGCGGUGGUGAGGCAGGCUCGCCUCCUCCAGCUGUUGUUGCUGCUGAUGCUUCUUCAGCUCCCUCCUCUUCCUCCAUGGGCGGUGCUUGCAGCUCCUUUACCACCUCUUCCAGCCCUACCAUUUAUUCUACCUCAGUCACCGACAGCAAGGCUAUGCAAGUGGAGAGCUGCUCCUCAGCCUUGGGGGUAAGUAACAGAGGGGUAAGUGAAAAGCAGUUAACCAGUAACACAGUUCAGCAGCAUCCAUCAACACCGAAGAGGCACACAGUCUUGUACAUCUCACCACCACCUGAGGACUUGCUGGAUAACAGUCGGAUGUCCUGCCAGGAUGAGGGGUGUGGAUUGGAAUCUGAGCAGAGCUGCAGUAUGUGGAUGGAGGAUUCCCCCUCCAACUUCAGUAACAUGAGCACCAGUUCCUACAAUGAUAACACUGAGGUACCUCGUAAAUCACGAAAACGAAAUCCAAAGCAGAGGCCGGGGGUCAAACGACGAGAUUGUGAAGAAUCUAAUAUGGAUAUAUUUGAUGCCGACAGUGCCAAAGCACCUCACUAUGUGCUUUCUCAGCUUACCACGGACAACAAAGGCAACUCAAAAGCAGGAAAUGGAACAUUGGAAAACCAAAAAGGAACUGGAGUAAAGAAGAGCCCUAUGUUGUGUGGACAAUAUCCUGUUAAAAGUGAGGGAAAGGAGCUGAAGAUAGUUGUACAACCUGAGACACAGCACCGAGCUCGGUACCUUACUGAGGGCAGCCGAGGCUCAGUAAAAGACAGAACACAGCAAGGCUUUCCUACAGUAAAGCUGGAAGGCCACAAUGAACCUGUAGUGUUGCAAGUGUUUGUGGGCAACGACUCUGGACGAGUGAAACCACAUGGAUUUUAUCAGGCCUGCAGGGUAACUGGACGAAAUACAACUCCUUGCAAAGAAGUGGACAUUGAAGGCACUACUGUUAUAGAAGUUGGCCUUGAUCCUAGCAACAACAUGACACUGGCGGUGGACUGUGUAGGGAUAUUGAAAUUGAGGAAUGCUGAUGUUGAAGCCAGAAUAGGAAUUGCUGGUUCCAAGAAGAAAAGCACUCGUGCCAGAUUGGUUUUUCGAGUUAAUAUCACGAGGAAAGACGGCUCCACUUUGACACUGCAAACACCCUCUUCUCCAAUUUUGUGUACUCAGCCAGCAGGAGUGCCAGAAAUCUUGAAGAAAAGCUUGCAUAGCUGUUCAGUGAAAGGAGAAGAAGAAGUGUUUUUAAUCGGCAAGAACUUUCUGAAAGGAACUAAAGUUAUUUUCCAAGAAAAUGUUUCUGAUGAAAACUCUUGGAAGUCAGAAGCUGAAAUUGACAUGGAAUUAUUUCAUCAGAAUCAUCUUAUUGUGAAGGUUCCCCCCUAUCAUGAUCAACAUAUAACUUUGCCUGUAUCAGUGGGAAUAUAUGUAGUGACGAAUGCUGGAAGAUCUCAUGACGUUCAACCAUUCACUUAUACUCCAGACCCAGGUAUGUCAUUGGCAAUUUUUAUGGUUUUUAAACUUUUCUUUUUUGUGUGUUUGUAUGCAGCAAUGAAGACUACUGGAUGUAAUUUAGAUAAGGUAAAUAUUAUUCCUAAUGCCCUGAUCACUCCACUCAUACCAAGCAGUAUGAUUAAGAGUGAAGAUGUUACUCCAAUGGAAGUAACAGCAGAAAAAAGAUCUUCCACUAUUUUCAAGACUACAAACACAGUUGGAUCAACUCAGCAAACAUUAGAAAACAUCUCAAACAUAGCAGGAAAUGGCUCUUUUUCAUCACCGUCAUCUUCCCACCUGCCUUCAGAAAAUGAAAAACAGCAGCAGAUUCAGCCCAAGGCUUACAACCCAGAGACCCUGACAACUAUUCAAACCCAGGACAUCUCACAGCCUGGUACUUUUCCAGCAGUUUCUGCUUCUAGUCAGCUGCCCAACAGCGAUGCUCUAUUGCAGCAGGCUACACAGUUUCAGACAAGAGAAACUCAGUCUAGAGAGGUAUUACAGUCAGAUGGCACAGUGGUUAAUUUGUCACAACUGACUGAGGCGUCACAACAACAGCAGCAGUCACCACUACAAGAACAAGCACAGACUCUACAGCAGCAGAUUUCAUCAAAUAUUUUUCCAUCACCAAAUAGUGUGAGUCAGCUUCAGAAUACUAUUCAGCAGUUGCAAGCAGGGAGUUUUACAGGCAGUACUGCUAGUGGCAGCAGUGGAAGUGUUGACUUGGUCCAGCAAGUUUUAGAGGCACAGCAACAGUUAUCUUCAGUUUUAUUUUCUGCUCCAGAUGGUAAUGAGAAUGUUCAAGAGCAGCUUAGUGCAGACAUUUUUCAACAAGUCAGUCAAAUUCAAAGUGGUGUAAGCCCUGGAAUGUUUUCCUCAACAGAGCCAACAGUCCAUACCAGACCAGAUAAUUUAUUACCUGGAAGAGCUGAAAGUGUUCAUCCACAGUCUGAAAACACGUUAUCUAAUCAACAGCAGCAGCAGCAGCAACAGCAAGUGAUGGAAUCUUCAGCCGCAAUGGUGAUGGAGAUGCAACAGAGUAUCUGCCAGGCAGCUGCCCAGAUUCAGUCAGAGUUAUUCCCUUCAACUGCUGCAGCAAAUGGAAACCUUCAGCAAUCACCAGUUUACCAGCAGACUUCUCACAUGAUGAGUGCAUUGUCUACCAGUGAGGAUAUGCAAAUGCAAUGUGAAUUGUUUUCUUCUCCUCCUGCAGUUUCUGGAAAUGAAACUUCUACAACCACCACACAGCAGGUUGCAACCCCUGGCACUACCAUGUUUCAGACACCAAGUUCAGGAGAUGGAGAAGAAACUGGAACACAAGCAAAACAGAUUCAGAACAGUGUCUUUCAGACGAUGGUCCAAAUGCAACAUAGUGGGGACAGUCAACCUCAAGUUAACCUUUUUUCGUCCACAAAAAGUAUGAUGAGUGUUCAGAAUAGUGGUACGCAGCAACAAGGUAAUGGUUUAUUCCAGCAAGGGAAUGAGAUGAUGUCACUUCAAUCUGGAAAUUUUUUGCAGCAGUCUUCUCAUUCACAGGCCCAGCUUUUUCAUCCUCAAAAUCCUAUUGCUGAUGCUCAGAACCUUUCCCAGGAAACUCAAGGUUCUAUUUUUCAUAGUCCAAAUCCUAUUGUCCACAGUCAGACUUCUACAACCUCCUCUGAACAAAUGCAGCCUCCAAUGUUUCAUUCUCAAAAUACCAUUGCUGUGUUACAGGGCUCUUCAGUUUCUCAAGACCAGCAGUCAGCCAACAUAUUUCUUUCCCAGAGUCCUAUGAGUAAUCUUCAGACUAACACAGUAGCCCAAGAAGAACAGAUUUCAUUUUUUGCAGCACCAAACUCAAUUUCUUCACUUCAGUCAACAUCAAACACCGAACAGCAAGCUGCUUUCCAACAGCAAGCUCCAAUAUCACACAUCCAGACUCCUAUGCUUUCCCAAGAACAGGCACAGUCCUCCCAGCAGGGUUUAUUUCAGCCUCAAGUGUCCCUGGGCUCCCUUCCACCUAAUCCAAUGCCUCAAAGCCAACAGGGAACCAUGUUCCAGUCACAGCACUCAAUAGUUGCCAUGCAGAGUAACUCUCCAUCUCAGGAGCAGCAGCAGCAGCAACAACAACAACAGCAGCAGCAGCAACAACAACAGAGCAUUUUAUUCAGUAAUCAGAAUACCAUGGCUACAAUGGCAUCUCAAAAGCAACCACCACCAAACAUGAUAUUCAACCCAAAUCAAAAUCCAAUGGCUAAUCAGGAGCAACAGAACCAGUCAAUUUUUCACCAACAAAGUAAUAUGGCCCCCAUGAAUCAAGAACAGCAGCCCAUGCAAUUUCAGAGUCAGUCCACAGUUUCCUCACUCCAGAACCCAGGUCCUACCCAGUCUGAAUCAUCACAGACCCCCUUGUUCCAUAGCUCUCCUCAGAUUCAGUUGGUACAAGGGUCACCUAGUUCUCAAGAGCAGCAAGUAACACUCUUCUUAUCUCCAGCAUCCAUGUCUGCCUUGCAGACCAGUAUAAAUCAACAAGAUAUGCAACAGUCUCCUCUUUAUUCCCCUCAGAACAACAUGCCUGGAAUUCAAGGAGCCACAUCUUCGCCUCAACCACAGGCUGCUUUAUUUCACAACACAGCAGGAGGCACAAUGAACCAACUACAGAAUUCUCCUGGCUCAUCUCAGCAGACAUCAGGAAUGUUCUUAUUUGGCAUUCAAAAUAACUGUAGUCAGCUUUUAACUUCUGGACCAGCUACAUUGCCUGAUCAGUUGAUGGCCAUAAGUCAGCCAGGCCAACCACAAAAUGAGGGCCAGCCACCUGUUACAACACUUCUUUCUCAGCAAAUGCCAGAGAAUUCUCCACUGGCAUCAUCUAUAAACACCAACCAGAAUAUUGAAAAGAUUGAUUUGCUUGUUUCGUUGCAAAACCAAGGGAACAACUUGACUGGCUCCUUUUAACUGGAUAUAAAUUCCAUGAAGAAAAUCCUGAUUCCAAGAUGUCCUGAGAUCUUGUGGUUUCAUGAGAAUGAUUGAACUGUUAACUUUAAAAACAAAACAAGAUAUGAAAAAUUGUAUUUGAGUAAAUUGAUAGAUUUUACUCUGACUGCAAAAGAGCACACCUAUGCUGCUUGUUGCAGUGAUGAACCACCAACAUUAACAUCUUCAUAUUUUAUAUUCCUAAUAACAGUGAUGACUGAGAAUCUAUUUGAGUUUCCAGCUGGCAGAAUUAAUUGUUACUAUUUUCUUAGGCGUAAUUUCCUUAAAAGUACAGUUUAAAUUCAAGGCUGGACCACUCAGUUGUUAUUGCUAUUAGAAAAUGAUAUGUCAUGUUUACUUUUGUUCUUCAUUAUUUUCUUUCCUGUGUUGUUUUAGUCAAGUAAUGGCUUUUGAAAAAGUAAAGUUCAGUAAUAACUAAGGCAUAUUUUUUCAAUAUAAAAGGCACAGCUGUUGGCCACAGUGAAGGAAUCUUUUUUUCAGUUUUUAUGGAGAAACUGAAGGGGUAACAUUCUAACAAGUAAACUGUAUAUGCAGAUAAAAGGACUCUUGAUUUAACACAAAGGCAUAUGAUACACUUAUAAAACUGGGAACAGCUGGAAUGCUAUCGAUUUUAUUUUUCAGAGAGUUGUUCUCUGAGUUUCUACUAAGGGGUUUAGCCAUAACUGUGCAUAGAAAAAUAAUUAUCUUUAUUUUAAAAAUGAAGGGGAUAAUAUAUGAUAAAUUAUGUUCUGAUAUCCUCCUACAGUAGUUUAAACUGACAGAAAAAUUUGAGUGUUUUCUUCUUAACCCAGUAUUAGGCUGGUUUUCCCUUUUUAUAUACAUCUGUAUUACUUUUCACUUCUUUUUCACUUUAGAGAACUAUUAAUAUACUACUGGCUUCAUGACCCUGUAGCAUCUUUGGCCACUUUAAUCUAGGGUGACCUAGCAAUCCUGCAGCACAGGGCAGAGAGGAAUUAUUGGGAGUUGAUUCCUGAGAAACAACACAUUUUUUCCCCAUGAACGGUGCUGUUCUGAAGUCUUCAAAUUAUUCCCUCUAAUAGGAAACAGUAUAAAUUUCAAUUAGGAAAAAAAAAAAAAAAGGCAAACUAAAAUUUCUUGAAACAUCACUUCUCCCUGAUCUGCAGUGAGUGUAAAUUCACUUGUCACCUCAGUGCUUUACAGUUUGAAGUGGUCACUUACCUGAUGGUUCCCACAAGCCUUAGGCUUUACAGGGUCAUAUCAUUAACUUAAAAUGAAGAAUUAACUUGUGUUACAUCUAUAAAGAGCAAAAUAACACUCCAGAACUUGGCAGUUGUAGCAUUAGUUAUACAGUUUUGGGUGUUCUUGCCACCCGUGGGGAUGCCUGCUUCUCACUACCACCUGUGUCUGGACACAUGCUUAUGUCUCAUUUUUCUUUUGGCAUGUGGAAAGCUGUCAAUGCAGUGUAAGGCCAACGUGUGUGUGGCUUCUAUGUGUUUAUAUAACGUUUUGGUAUCCUUGUUCGUUUCAUUUAUUUUUUAAGUGUACAAAAAAUAGCCUGUUAAUUGUUGAAGGCUACUUUUCUGUUUUUGUUUUCUGUUUUUGUUUUCUAUCCUGUACAUUUAGUUCAACUGUGUAGAAUUGUGGUGUUGGUUUUGUUUAUACAGCCAGAUUUUUCCUUUUUUCUUUUUUUGUGAUGAUCUUCCUUUGUUCUUUGAAUGUGCCCUUUUAAGUUGUCUUUUUCUCUUUAUUCUCAUGUUUUCUUCCCUCCACCUCCACCCCUUUCUUUCUUUCUCUCUCUGAUUGAGAGGCAUUGAAUUACGUUUUCAGUAGUACAGGCUUCUUGCCGAUAUGAAGGGAACUUUUCAGAAAGAGACCUACUCUGGGUCAUUUAAUUUUGAAUACAGUUUUCAAUCGUUCAAGUUUUGGAUGGUUUAUAUCUAAUGUGUGUUUCAUUUUUUUGGAAAGCUAUAUUUUGUAUUUAGGAAAUGGUAUACUAUUUUGCUAUUUGUACUGAGUGAGUACAUUGGCAUAAAUAUAGAAAUUUAUAUAUAUACAUAUAUAUAAACUAUUCUUUUUUGCCACACAUUUUUGUGGUAAAUUUGUGAGUUUGUCUGAUGUUCUACCACAACGUGGCGUCUGAUAACAGUGAGGGGGGGGGUUUGUUAUGUCUUUAUUGAGUAUUUAAGUAUCUUUUGAAACAAAUGACCUGUUCAUCUGUGGCCAUUCCAUCAGGCAGUUCCUUGAUGUUAGUAGUGGGCUAAAGGCAGCUUACUGUGUGUUUGCUGGAGCUUUCACUCAGCCAAGUGUUAGAGUAAGGAAACCCAUUGAGGCAAUGGCGUCAAAUGGUGUUUCACAAGAAUGAGCCAUUCAGUCUUUGCUCACUAUAUAUUUAAUAUUUUAUUAUUAUUAUUAAUUGGCUUUCUGUAUUCUAUGCCUUUUAUUUAUAAAGACACUAAGAAAACCCAUGUUUGUAAUUUUAAUAACAUUUUUCCCCAUCUUGUAAUAUCCUGAGCUACUUUAUAAAUUCUCUGAACCAAAAGUAUUUUCCUCAGUGUAUCUCUUCUCCCCCAGCCCUUUUGGGAAAAAUUACCCAGUAUAGUUCAGGUUAUGAGGAGGAUCAGCCACACAAUCCAGUGCUUCAGUUUGAAAAUGUAAAACUCUAACCCUAAAGUAGGGUUGAUUGAAAUGUCAGACAAAGCAAACCCAGCAGGUAUAAAAAGAAGUAGUAGAAAUAAAAAUCUGUAAGUUUAUUUUUGAAUUUUCUGAACUUUUUUCUAGGAGAUUAUGUAGGAGACUAAAGGAAUCUGUUCACCAAGUUCUAAUUAGGAUGAUUGUUAAUACUGCACUGUAGAUGAAGUAGUGGCAAGACUGGCUUGUGUGCUGACUUCUUUUCUGUGGUUUAGCAAAAGGUUUAUUGUUAUAAAAUGCUGAUUGGCAAUGCCAAGUCACUGGGACCAAUUUUCUGUUUUAUAAUCUAAGUUUGGAACAGAAUAUAUACCUGAACUGUAGUGGUUUGAUUGGAUGGAGGCAGAAAAUCCAAUUUUUAUUCUCAUAAAUUUUGUGAUUAUUUAUACAAGGGCUGUGCUAUGCUAUCAUAUUCUUGUUCAAUAAUAAUAGUUUUUUUGUGUGUUUUUACAUUGUUAAAUGUUCCUAACCCCUAAAGGUCAAUGUUAAGUACAACAUUCUGAAAAUACAAUUUGGUUACGAAGAGUAUUCAUCUUCUUUGAAGCUCAGUGGUUGAUACUUGUGCUAAUAAUGCAAUUUCCUGAUUAAUGUUACAAGUUACAGCUACAUAUAGGAGAGACUCAGCCAGCAAAGGCCAUAGAAACAACAAUGUAUUAAAUGUAUUUAUGGCAGAAGGACCUAAAUAAACUGUGAGCCACCUUUU